UCAAUGCUCUCAAUACUCCAAUGCAAUACACUGUUCCUUCUACGGAAGGAGCUUAUAUUUGGUCCUGCCUCACGCGCACAUACGCGUAGGCCUUGGGAAGUUUCCCUCUCAAGUUCCUGUGAAGAGUGAAGCGGAAGUCCUCCAUUUCUUCGGCUGCUGUUCCUCUUUCAUUCCCAUUUCCCCACAAGGAUUCUCAGGCUCCCUCAGUCAGGUUUAGUUUAUUUAUAUGGCUUAUUCAGCUGAUGAUCACAGCACCAUAUCACGACGAAAUGUUGAGUUACAAGGAUUAGCUGCUCGUAGUGUAUCAAUGACCGUUCCUCUCAAUGCAUCCUAUGAAAGCGAAGAUGCUUUUAUGUCUCAUACUGGCCCAUUGUAUUGUCACAGGACUGCUCAAUUCUCACCAAUGAGCGGUCCUUUGCAUGGGGGUCAAACACCCGGAUAUACUUUGAAAAAAUAUGAAAAACAUCACAGCAAAUCACAUGCAGUCAUGCCAGAAGAAAUGAAUGGGAAGUAUUGUUUAGAUGGCAGUGAUGCUGAGAGAAAUGAGCAUUUAUGGAAAUCAGGACCUUUCGCCGUGUGCAAUAAUGCUGACUGUAUCGAUUGUCCUGCAGCUUACAAGACCAAAAUGGGUUACUAUAGAACUUCUGGUUCACUUGAGACCAAGCUUCAUAACAUUCUUUAUGGGGAUGCUGAAGGCUGGUCAACGAGAACAAUCACAUUUUUAAAUUCAUAUUUCCCAAUUAUGAAUCCCCAUACCAAGGUUGUCCAGCAGUGGAACAAAUUUUUUGUUAUAUCGUGCUUGGUUGCAAUAUUUGUUGAUCCAUUAUUUUUCUUCCUUUUAUCAGCACGGCAGGACCAAAAGUGCAUAGUUUUCAAUUGGUCCCUAGCGACAGCAAUAACUGUUGUGAGAAGUGUUACCGAUUUCAUUUAUUUUAUGCAUAUGCUUCUUCAGUUUAGGUUGGCAUAUGUUGCUCCUGAGUCAAGAGUGGUUGGUGCUGGGGAUUUGGUUGAUCAACCAAAGAAAAUUGCGAUGCAUUAUCUUCGUGGCUAUUUUCUGUUGGACUUAUUUGUUGUUUUACCCCUUCCUCAGGUUAUGAUAUUGGUAGUUAUACCAAAAUAUGUUGGAACAUCAUCUGCUAACUAUGCAAAAAACCUUUUAAGAUUUACAGUUCUUCUUCAAUAUGUACCUAGAAUCAUCAGGUUUCUUCCUCUUCUGGCUGGUCAGUCUGCAAGUGGUUUCAUAUUUGAGUCAGCUUGGGCCAAUUUUGUUAUUAAUCUUCUCAUGUUUGUAUUGGCUGGACAUGUUGUGGGUUCAUGUUGGUAUCUCUUUGGUUUACAGAGAGUGAACCAAUGUUUAAAGAAUGCAUGCUCUGAUUCAGGGAUACCUUUAUGCCUUUCAUUUAUUGAUUGUGGGAGUGGGAACUUUGAUGAAAAAUUGGAUUCUCGUUCGGACAGGUCAGAUUGGCAAAAUAACACAAAUGCUAGUGCUUGCUUCUCUAAGGAUGGAGCUUUUCAGUAUGGAAUUUAUGUACAAGCCGUUAAUCUGAUCACCGAAAAUAGUGUGGUUACACGAUAUUUGUAUUCCUUGUUUUGGGGAUUCCAGCAAAUCAGUACUUUAGCUGGUAACCAAGUGCCGAGUUAUUUUAAGUGGGAAGUUUUAUUUACCAUGGCCAUCGGUGGAUUGGGACUGCUACUUUUUGCCUUGCUUAUCGGAAAUAUGCAGAACUUCCUCCUAGCCCUUGGAAGAAGGAGGCUGGAAAUGCAACUGAGAAGACGGGAUGUAGAGCAGUGGAUGAGCCAUCGGCGUCUGCCAGAUGAAUUAAAGAGGAAAGUGAGGCAAGCAGAGCGAUUUUGUUGGGCCGCCACCAGAGGUGUAAAUGAAGAAGAAUUGUUAGAGAAGUUACCAGAGGACCUGCAGAGAGAUAUACGGCGCCAUUUUUUCAAUUUCCUCAAGAAGGUUCGUAUUUUCUCCUUGAUGGAUGAACCUAUUCUGGAUGCUAUCUUCUGUAAAUUGGGGCAGACAUUAUAUAUUAGAGGGAGCGAUAUCCUUUAUCGAGGAGGUCCCAUUGAGAAAAUGGUCUUUAUUGUCAGGGGUAAAUUGGAGAGCAUUGGUGCAGAUGGAAAUGUGGCUCCCCUUUCAGAAGGGGAUGUUUGUGGGGAGGAGCUCCUUACAUGGUGCCUGGAGCACUCUUCUGCAAAUAAAGCUGGGGGAAGGGUUCGUUUCGCUGGGCAACGGUUGUUUUCCAACCGAACUGUUAGGUGUUUGACUAAUGUUGAAGCGUUUGCCCUCCGAGCUGCUGAUUUGGAGGAAGUGACUAUAAUAUUUGCAAGGUUUUUGCGAAACCCUCGUGUUCAAGGGGCUAUCAGAUAUGAAUCACCAUAUUGGAGAUAUGUUGCUGCCACUCGUAUUCAGGUGGCGUGGAGGUAUCGGCAAUGGCGUUUGAAGAGGGCUGGUAAAUCCAGCAAGAGUCCUCAUUCCUCUUAUCGCAUCUCAAGAUAAAUGUAACACCCACCUUGUAAUUAUAGCCACAUAGCUUUUUUAAUAUUUUUAAUAUUUUAAGUUUUGUUUAUUUCAAUGAAAUAGAUGUAUUUGGUAUAGAGGAGGAUACUGGAAAAUUUUACCAUCUUAUGUAUCAGUUCCUUGGAAAAUGCAUUGAUAAAAUAGCAAAAGCUUGUUUAAAAAGGAAGAAAUAUAAAAGAUGCUUUUUCAGCAUCUAAUUGC
This is a messenger RNA of Phalaenopsis equestris, 2722 nucleotides long. Its product is annotated as probable cyclic nucleotide-gated ion channel 20, chloroplastic. Lineage: Eukaryota; Viridiplantae; Streptophyta; Magnoliopsida; Asparagales; Orchidaceae. The transcript is spliced from 13 exons. Bases 227 to 2500 code for a protein of 757 amino acids. The record is from RefSeq and is a predicted model, not a curated record.